CUCUGAUAUGCAUCAUUUGGUACAAUGUAAUUGCUCGAAUUCUAGAAUGAAAAAGAUGAUUAUUGGUACAAAACUUAUAUGAUUUACAAACGAGAAACUCAUAAAUGUAAUGAAUGCGGUGGCAGUUCCUUUUUAAAAACAUUCUCUAGAAAUUUAUCGAACAAGACUAUAAUUACUAACGCACUUAAAAGAGCGGAACAAAAUUUUCUUAAAAAUGAUAAUCAACGAACUUUGAAGUCGAUAAAUGCUGUUAACUCUGAAGUAUUCCUAUUGUCACUCUUUAACCAUGAUGAAGAAAAUGAAGAAGUAGAAGGUCACAUUUCGCUUUAUACAUAUUCAUUUUUGUCACAUAUCUUCCAUCGAAAUUAUAUCUCCUAUUACAGAAUAUUCAUCAGAUAUUGCAAAUGUCUCAGAUCAUAUCGUAUAUGAUAAAUACAGAUUAAAUUCCUUGAGAAAAUCCUUUAUCGAACCCGAAAAAAUAACCCAUCCUUUUCGUACUUUUUUGAAAGAAUUUCAUUCUAUCGAUUACAGAAACUGUCAUUGUUAUGACAAAAUUAACUCCAUAUAUUGGCAAUUGAGUCAACAUAUGCAACAAAUAGGUUGUAGUAUUUGAUCCUAGCAAAAAUAUACGUUUAUUUUUUUGAUCGAUCAAUCGAUCAUAAGACGACUUUAUUCUAGGUUCGGAAGAAGAUAUGUUGGAAUUUCUAAUCGAAUAUAGCAUAGGAUUAAUUUACAUUGCAGAGCCAAUGUAUGCUUUAAAAAUUCUUAAAUUUGCCGAACAAAAAAACGAGAAAUUAAAAAACGAAUGUCGGAAAAAAGAAAAAUGUAACGUAUAUUCCAUCGUUAAUAAAGGAAUAAUUUUGAUAUUGAUGGGUAUGUAGCUGAUUUUGUUCUAAUUGUAUAAUUAUUUCAAGAAAAUGAUUUUUAGGCGAUGCUAACGUGGCACUAGGUCAUUUUUCGCAAGCAAAGAUAAUGUAUAACAAAGCAAUAGCGUUGCGAACUACCAUACCACAAUCAUCAAUAGCUAUUUGUUACGUAAUCUGCAUAGAAAGCUUAUAUUUACAAAUAGGAACAAAAUUUUUACGAUAUUUUGUCAAUCGUUAUCGAGGACCUACAGCUUUUGAUAGGUUGGAAUUGGCAUCUUAUCUUGCACGAUUUUCUUCGAUUCUUAUGAUAGAGAGAAAAGAAAAACUUGCGAAGUCGAUCAUUUUACAAAGUCUCAGAUUAGGAUUCGAAAAUUCAGGUAAUUUUUUAAAACAGGCCAAGAUUUACUUGGCUGCUGUAAAAGUUCUUCGACGUACAGCUAACUUCAACUUUAUCAAACGCCUCGAGAAUCUCAUGAUAGAGAUAAUAACAAAAAAAAUAUAUUGGUUCUGCCCUGAAGACGUAAUGUUUAUAUCGGAAAUAUUUUUGGCGAUGUACGAAAUCAGAGCUUUGAGAGGUGAAUUUGAAAAGGCCAUAGAAUUUGGUAAAAAAAUAUUGAAAAUAGCAUGCGCGAUGAAAUUUAUCCAUGUGAAACUUGCCUUGUUGCCAUCUUUUAUAGAAAUCAUGGUAUGGACGAAACAUAUCAGCGAAGCAGUUGAUCUUAUCAACGAACUUUAUUACAUCUCAGACGAGGACAUUGACAAUUCAGCGAUUACUUGGUAUUAUGCUCUUUGCUUGGAAUUACUCUUAGAAGCUGGAAUAUUUUUGGAAUCUUACGAAUCCUGUUUCCAGUAUGCCAAAACAAUCGUCGCUUGCGAUACGAAAGCUUGCGUUUCUCGCGAUCCAAUCUGUCUUACUCGACUUCUUAGUGGUUUAUGGAUUUGGCAAUUGCGAAUGGGAUACAACAUUGACGAAAGUUUUGAAAUAACUAUAGAUACUUAUACGACUCAAGUUGAACAUGAUAAUUUUUCUGCCAUUGCCUCUUGCAGCCAAGUAAUCCAUUCGAAUUAGUAUCAUUAAUCACGACGAUAUAUUCUAAGUAUUC
Messenger RNA from Vespula vulgaris, 1969 nucleotides. RefSeq lists its product as uncharacterized. The transcript is spliced from 8 exons. NCBI's taxonomy places the organism in Eukaryota, Metazoa, Arthropoda, Insecta, Hymenoptera, Vespidae. The coding region runs from base 973 to 1935 and encodes 320 amino acids. The record is from RefSeq and is a predicted model, not a curated record.